Polyodon spathula (Mississippi paddlefish) is the source of this 653-nucleotide messenger RNA. RefSeq names its product phosphatidylinositol N-acetylglucosaminyltransferase subunit Y-like. The transcript has a single exon. Lineage: Eukaryota; Metazoa; Chordata; Actinopteri; Acipenseriformes; Polyodontidae. The record is from RefSeq and is a predicted model, not a curated record. The coding region runs from base 60 to 275 and encodes 71 amino acids.
GUCAAUUUUGUGAACUGUAUAUAUCAGUGUGGUGUAAACAAGUUUUCAAAAAAGAAAAAAUGUUCCUGACAUUAUCUACUCUCACUGUGUUGGUUCCAAUUUUCUCUUUAAUUGGACUGUUUUACUCAGCAAAAGUAGAUGAGAAUUUCCCACAAGACUGUACAAGUACAAGUAGUGUGUGCUUCUAUAGCCUCCUGCUUCUAUUAACCAUACCAGUGUAUGUGUUCUUCCAUCUCUGGAAGUGGAUGGGAAUCAAACUUUUCAGACACAACUAAUGUACUAUAUGGACAAUAAUGCAAGAGCAUCUGUCAUUUGAAAAAUUGACAGUUUUUUUUGUCUGACUGCUUCAUUUUAUUAAAUGGUUACAGUAAAUACAAUAGUGUACCAUAGAAAUGUGUAAGUUAAAGUCUUGGUUAUAUGUGUAAUGUACUACUGCUUUACUCAGUCACACAUUGAUCAUAAUAAAAAUGCAGCUGAUUUUGAAUCCAAAAUGUGAUUCUGCUAAUACUAAACAUUCUGUAUGACAAAACUUUACUGUUGGGUAUAAUGUAGUUUAGACAUGCCAGUCUGUAACACUUCCCUACAUGUUAGUUAUUUUCACACUUGUAUGAGUAAAGUUAAACAUUGAGACACUUAAUUUUAAUGGAACUUAA